Molecule: messenger RNA, 2278 nt
Organism: Neolamprologus brichardi
Lineage: Eukaryota; Metazoa; Chordata; Actinopteri; Cichliformes; Cichlidae
Gene: kmt5aa
Product: lysine methyltransferase 5Aa
Biological process (GO): regulation of DNA damage response, signal transduction by p53 class mediator; regulation of transcription by RNA polymerase II
Cellular component (GO): polytene chromosome; nucleus
Molecular function (GO): histone H4K20 methyltransferase activity; transcription regulator activity; protein binding
Source: RefSeq, a predicted model, not a curated record
AGGAAGAUGGCGGAGCGGAGCUGUGGAGGCUGUAUUGGCUGAGCUGCUGUAGGUUUAAAUGCAACAGAAGGGCACGCAGUCACCGUGGAAGCGGCCGACGUGAAGGGACAUCUUUCCCUUGUAGGAGCAGGGCGAGGUUAGCCUUUUACUGGAUUUUCUGUUUGUGUUUUUCUCUAAUCGAGAGGAGAGUGCCGAGCGAGGAGCAACGAAAACAAGUCGGACAUGAACGGGGACACUGUAUGCAACAGCCAUUCAUUCGCCCUCUUGAGCUGCACCAAUUCCAUAUCAUCAGUUCAAGAUGAAAAGCCCACCAUCAGGUUGACACAGGACAGAAAGUGCUCUCCAGUUUUGUCCUUGCAGAAUGAUGCCCAGAAGCCAGGAGAAGGACAGACAAUGAAUACCAUCAGCACUCCAACGAAAGACCCAAAGGCAGAUUUCACAGAGAUGGAGAACAGCUACAGCCAGUGUUCACCCUGCUGGUCUGAUGAACAGCCAUCACCUCUGCAGCUCCACUGCACCGAAGCCUACCUUUGUUCUCAUCCUGAACUCUCCCUUCCCCUCAGCAAUGGCUUAACUCAUACUCCCCUACAUGCCAAUAAUGGCGGCGCUCUCCAUGGCCUCCAGAGGAGGGGAGCCCGGGUCAAGGUCAUAGGAAAGAAAUCCACUCGAAGAAUGGCAGGAGGGGAAAAUUCCCAAAACCGGAAAGUUACUGAUUUCUAUCCAGUAAGACGAAGUUCAAGAAAAAGUAAAAUGGAGCUCAAGUGCGAAGAAAAGAAGCUCAUAGAUGAUCUCAUUACAAGUGGAAUAGAGGAGGGAAUGGAGGUGCAAUACAUAGAAGGAAAGGGGAGAGCGGUGUUUGCCACUCGGUGUUUCCAGAAAGGCGAUUAUGUGGUGGAAUACCACGGAGACUUGCUACAGAUCACCGAUGCUAAAAAGAGAGAAGCCGAAUAUGCUCAAAAUCCAGCAACCGGCUGUUACAUGUACUACUUCCAGUACCUCUGCAAAACAUACUGUGUGGAUGCUACAAAAGAGACUGGUCGAAUGGGUAGGUUGAUAAAUCACAGUAAAAAUGGGAACUGCCAAACCAAACUCCACGACAUCAACGGUGUUCCUCACCUUAUUCUCAUCGCCUCUCGAAAUAUUGACAAAGGCGAGGAGCUGCUUUAUGACUAUGGAGACCGCAGCAAAGCUUCCAUCGCUGCUCACCCCUGGCUCAAAUAUUGAUUAAGAGGUCCAGAGAAAAAGUAAAGGGAAACGUACAGUAAGAGUUGUUUUUUCAUUAGCUAGUGUACAAAAGGCCUUAGAAACAGAAUGUGUACCUUUUUUUUUUUUGUUUCAAUAAUGAGGAAGCUGGGGUGUGUGAGGGUUUAGUAGACAUUUAUGGGUUCAGGUCAUGGGGGCUGAUUGGGUUCAUAUCACAUUUCAGUUAAGGUCCAUCUGCCUUGUCAGAUGUUAUCUGUACUUUUUAUUUAUGUGUGUUUCAGAAACAUUCUUUUGUUUUGCAGCACAUUUGUUUUGUACAUUUUGUAUUACCUAUAGAGUAGUGCUUCUACAGCAUGCAGGUAGUAGUUGAUGCUCUGCAUUUUUAUACAGCUUUUUUUAAUUAGUACGUAGAUACUUGGCAAUACUUGUAUUUGCUCCCCUUUUUGAAUCAGCAGAAACUAUGAGAUGCAAAUUACAAACUCUUUUUAGAUAUGUAUUCUAUUCAAGGGGUAUCUAUUUUCAGCAAUUGGACCUCACACUCAUUGUUUAGUGGGGUAAAAUAGUUAAUCACGUUCACGGUUUAUUUGGCGUUUCAGGAUUUUGGUUACCAAAAAAGAUCACAUGUUUUGACACUGGAUGAAAUACUUUGUGUUGAUCAUGGAAAAGAUUACAUUAGAAUAUGGAAAUUACUCUUAUGAAUGUUUAUUUUUUAGGAUAGAUUGUAUUUUAUCAUAUUAAACAUGCCAUAUACAAAGAGUUAGUAUGUGGUAAAUUUUAAAAAAUUAAAACAAAAAGUAUCUGGGAAAACCUACAGAAUAUUCUGUGUGACUCGAAGAGAUGAUUCGCUCAUGCAAGUAAUAGUUUCGGUGUCUCUCUCUAACCUCAAUUGGCACACACGAUUAUCUCAUCUGUUGGAUUUAGUUUCACUUAAUUAUAACUUCUCCCACUGAUGAUGACACUGUCUGUGGUGCUGCACUUUGUAAAUAUAUUUAUUUGCUUGCUGUUACAAAUCCAAAUGUUGUUUCAAAAGAAAUACUGUGACAUUUUGGGAAUUAUGUUGUAUUUUUUUUUUUUU